AUGGGAAGGUUAUCGUAUAUUCGACGCUUCAUCCCAGGUCUUGCUGCCACCAUAAGUAUCUUUACUCCCUUACUCAAGAAAGGCAAGCCAUACAAGUGGAGCAAGGAGUGCCAGGAGGCCUAUCAGCAAGUACAACAAAUAAUCACUAGGCUUCCCACCAUGAGAGCACCCAUUCCGGGACUUCCGCUUAAACUGUAUUUGGCUGUAAGAAACACAACAGUUGGGGCCUUGCUUGCUCAGGACAAUCAUAAUGGAGACAAGAGUCUCAUUUACUAUGUGAGCAGGCAACUAAGGGGAGUAGAAACGAGAUACCCAAAAACUGAGCUCUUGCCGGUGUUGUCUGGUCGUCUUGCGCAUUGGCUGCUGCAGCUAUCUGAAUUUGAUAUUACAUGCACAACUCCUAAGGCCAUCAAGGGACAAGCUGUGAUUGACAUGCUGGCUCUGUUUCCCGAGGUAGAAGGAUCAACCCUUUCCAAGGAGGUUUUGGGGGAGCUACCGAAAAUGGUGGCUACCGUGACGGAGGAAGAACCAUGGACCCUCUACUUUGAUGGGUCUUCUACAUCAAAGGGUGGAGGAGCAGGUGUGGUGCUUAUUAAUCCCAAUGGGCAUGCUACGGCUCUCUUAUUCAAGCUAGAUUUUCCAUGCUCAAACAAUGUGGCAGAGGAAAUGGGUGCAGAAAGGAUGAAGGUCAUUGGCGACUCUAAUUUGGUGCUAAGUCAAUUGCAAGGAAGCUUUGCUGUGAAGGAGGUGACCUUGGCACCAUAUCGGACGGCUGCUGAAAGGCUCAUUAAUUCCUUCAAGCAAAUAGUGAUGGAGCACAUUCCAGGAGUCACCAAUAGGUAUGUUGAUGCCUUGGCUACGUUGGGAUCCAAGCUCUCAUUCAUGCAAGAGCAGCCCAAUAUUACAGUAAUAAGGAGAGGCACACCAGUAGUUGAAGCAAUGGUCCAGGCGGAGCCGCUGGAAGAAGACGAUUGGAGGAAACCAUUAUAG
Prunus armeniaca (apricot) is the source of this 990-nucleotide messenger RNA. NCBI's taxonomy places the organism in Eukaryota, Viridiplantae, Streptophyta, Magnoliopsida, Rosales, Rosaceae. The record is from the annotation of a GenBank genome assembly.